Molecule: messenger RNA, 1270 nt
Organism: Dipodomys ordii (Ord's kangaroo rat)
Lineage: Eukaryota; Metazoa; Chordata; Mammalia; Rodentia; Heteromyidae
Product: cytochrome P450 3A13
Exons: 12
Coding region: 149-1270 (373 amino acids)
Biological process (GO): steroid metabolic process; oxidative demethylation
Molecular function (GO): heme binding; iron ion binding; oxidoreductase activity, acting on paired donors, with incorporation or reduction of molecular oxygen
Source: RefSeq, a predicted model, not a curated record
CACGUGUGUUCCAGAGGUGCUGUAUCCAUGAAGUAGGUGUGUUCCCUCUGUGGUGUGUCCGUACGGCAUCCAUAAAUGGCAGCAGCCUCAGCUCUGCAGCCAGCACAACCCAGGGCUGAAAGGAAAAGUCAGAGGAGAGAAUUACUGGAUGAGAGUGACCAUGGACUUGAUCCCAAACUUUUCCAUAGAAACCUGGAUCCUCCUGGCUACCAGCUUGGUGCUCCUUUAUCUAUAUGGGACCUAUCCACAUAGAGUUUUUAAAAAGUUGGGAAUUCCUGGCCCGAAACCUCUGCCCUUUGUUGGAACUAUUCUUGGUUAUCGUAAGGGCUUUGUAAUUUAUGAUGUGGAAUGUUAUAAAAAAUAUGGAAAACUUUGGGGGUUGUACGAUGGUCGGCAGCCCUUGCUGGCGAUUACAGAUCCAGAUGUGAUCAAAACAGUGCUGGUGAAAGAAUGCUACUCUACCUUCACAAACCGCCGGUCUUUUGGCCCAAUGGGAUUUAUGAAAAAUGCCAUCUCCAUCUCUGUGGACGAAGACUGGAAGAGAAUAAGAACCUUGCUUUCCCCCACCUUCACCAGUGGGAAACUGAAGGAGAUGUUCCCCAUCAUUCGUGAGUUUUCUGAUGGGUUGGUGAAAAACCUGAGACCACAAGCAGAGAAAGGCAAACCUAUCCUUCGAAUAUGUCUCUCUGACCUGGAACUAGCAGCCCAAUCAAUUAUCUUUAUUUUUGCUGGCUAUGAGACCACCAGCCUCACUCUUUCUUUUGCUAUGUAUCUAUUGGCCCUUCACCCUGAUGUCCAAAAGAAGCUGCAAGAGGAAGUUGACAGGACUUUACCCAAUAAGGCACCUGUCACCUAUGAUGCCGUGAUGGAGAUGGAGUAUGUGGACAUGGUGGUGAACGAGGUUCUCAGGCUGUACCCCAUUGCUGGCCGACUUGAGAGGGCCUGUAAGGCAGAUGUGGAAAUCAGCGGAGUGGUUAUUCCCAAAAACACCGUGGUGAUGGUACCAACUUACGCUCUUCAACGGGACGCCAAGUACUGGCCAGAGCCUGAGGAAUUCCGCCCUGAGAGGUUCAGCAAGAAGAACAAGGAAAGCAUCAAUCCUUACAUCUACAUGCCCUUUGGAGCUGGGCCCAGAAACUGCAUCGGCAUGAGGUUCGCUCUCAUGAACAUCAAACUUGCUCUUGUCAGACUCAUGCAGAAUUUCUCCUUCCAACCUUGUAAGGAGACCCAGUUUGAAUUUUAUAAGAGCAAGAAUUCCAAUGAAUAUUGA